This is a messenger RNA of Dentiscutata erythropus, 891 nucleotides long. The record is from the annotation of a GenBank genome assembly. NCBI's taxonomy places the organism in Eukaryota, Fungi, Glomeromycota, Glomeromycetes, Diversisporales, Gigasporaceae.
AUGUUCGUUGAUUCUCUUGUCGAAGGAAAAAUCCCAGUAAAAGCAUUAAUAGAUACAACAUCUAAAUCCAAUACUAUUAGCAGGCGCUUGUUCGAUAAUCUUGAAGAAGAUUAUGAAAUACGUCGUAUCCUCGAUCCUGUUGAGAAGUUCUAUGGAGAUGUAAUAGGUGAAAUAAAAUGCUUAGAUUUGCAAUUCCACUAUAAAGGAAAGUGGCGGAGCUUAGAUGCCACCGAAGUAAUAGUCUUUCAAAUUUGCAAAAAUCCAUCAUUCGAUCUGGUGUUAGGACAAGGAUGGUUAUGGAUGCAUAAAGCAAAAAUAAGCUUUGAAUUUUCUCCCGAAGCCCGUAGCCACCAUGCUAAAAUUGUAAUAGAUAGUAUAAGCAUCCCAUUAAUCGAGGGAAAUAGUAAUAAAACCAGCAUUAGUAAAAAUAACUUAUCUAAAUCGACGGAAUCUAAACCUGGUCUAGCUCAAGAGGAGUCGGUUCAUUCUAUAGAAGAUGAUAUAGAGUAUAGAAUUUUUGAAAAACUUUGUAUUAUCGAGUAUGAACUAAGUUGUAUAAACAAAGGAAAGUUACCAUGGAUAAAAUCUGAGACAGAGACUAGUUCAUCCAGUUCCGAUUCAGAAUCCACGGACUCAGGCCGAUAUAAACUCCAAAAGGAUCGCGUGCGUAAUACAAAGAAAAAGGUUGUCUCUCCUAUCCGAAAACAUCAUGUCAAAGAUAAUAAGCACCGAAAGAGACAACAUGGGAUAUUUGAAUCGAAAAAAGCAUAUAUGGAUUUGCUUAAUCCAAAUAAAUAUGAACACAUGUACAAUCCAAAGAAUAGCUUUGUUAUAGUCAAAAAUAUACGUAAAGGUAGUAUAGUGGGGGUGUUCGAUUAUUCUGAAUUAUAG